AUGGCAUACUUCACACCUACCACUUCAAAUCCAAACGCUGAAGAAACGAGAGAAUUCCUGGCCAGAAAAUGCAAUGACAAUCCCAAUGUACAACAGUUGGAAACCAUCUUUAAACGAGUUUAUUUCAGAUGUGGGAUUGUCCCUGGGAAAACAGGCAAUGUACAGGAACAAUUAAUAGAAGAUUCUGAAUUUAAAAUACCCGAAGAACAAUUUCAACAUAUUUUUGAGGAAACUAAUUUAGAACUGGAGUUUCUAAAUCAAAACACAAUGUCAACCAUUAUCGAUAAUGCAGUGGCAUAUAUUGUGGAUGGGUGGUUCGAAAAGAACAAUGCAUUGACAAUCAUUAACAACAGUGCCAAUAACAGACGGCUACCAAUAAACCAUUCCUAA
Molecule: messenger RNA, 390 nt
Organism: Helobdella robusta
Lineage: Eukaryota; Metazoa; Annelida; Clitellata; Rhynchobdellida; Glossiphoniidae
Exons: 5
Coding region: 1-390 (129 amino acids)
Source: RefSeq, a predicted model, not a curated record